UGUAUCUUUGAAUUACACUUAAUCUGAGUACCCUAUUGAAAUGGAAAAUAAUAAACUCCGUUCUCUGGAUAUUACUCUUGCUCGAAAGUGAUCUGAUUGAUGCUGUAAAUGUGUCGGGAAAAGAGGGAAUGAAAGUAACUUUACCGACUGGACUUAAUGACCUACCUAGUGGCACUAUUAUGGCAUGGUCUUUCCCAUUGAGUCGUUCAGAUUCAUUUGAUAACAUAGCGCUGCUGAAUGCUGGUGUGAUUACAACGGACUACAGUAGGAAGUUCAAAGACAGACUGAAGCUGGAUACUCAGACUGGAUCUCUGACCAUCAGAAACCUCACCAUCAGCGACUCUGGACUUUAUAAAAUACUUAUCAUCAAUACACAGAGUUCAUCUAAGAUUGUAAAUCUAACUGUCUAUGUCCCUCAAGUGGACAGUCCAUUUGAAAGCAUGAGCUGUUCCUUGGUGUGCACUGUGAAGAACGGGAGAGAGGUGAUCUUGUCCUGCCAUCUCUCUCUCCCUCUGGAGUUAAACAAAAGAAAUGUUGACACCUACAGCUGUGAGGCUUCCAACCCUGCUGACUCAAAACCAACUCCGCUCAACAUUGAAACGCUCUGUCCUCAAUUGUCCUCACGCUCCACCAUCAAAGGGUCUGGUCGCAAUCCUGUCCCAAUCGCACUGGUUACAUUGUUAGCAUUUGGGAUAAUAAGUGGUGGUAUAUUCUGGGCAGUUAAAAUAAUAAAAUGUGGAGCCUGCAAGCAAAGAGAAGAAGAAGGAUGCUGAUGUGAACUUUCAGAGAUCGGUUGGGGAUACACUGGUAUCUGGCACCGGAGGAGUCUGUUCAACAGAGGAAUCUGUUUUGUACGCUGAUGUCAGAAUCUUACCCUCUGUUCAGAUAGGACUGGAUUCAAUCACUCCUCUCUCAAAGCUGUGACCUUGGCGUGGUUUAGAGGCUUGUGUGUCUCAAUGACCCCGAGAGCUACGCCGGAGGGGGCUUGGGCCCCUGGUAGGUUUAGCCAUGCCGGAUUGGUCUCCGGUGAGGGGCCAGACCAAUGAGAGCAUUGGUCCUACAUGUUUCACGUUGGCAUGAUGCUAUACGUAGGCAACCAUACCACUAUGUCAAUGGUACAUGCUGUGUGUAUGUCUUUACUGUAAUUUUAAAUGUGCAUUUUUCAUGGUGUUGAACCUAACUUUGCAAGAAAUGUGCUUGAUAAAAAUGCUAUAUUAUUAUUGUUAUUUAGGUCAGAACAUUUGUCUGAAAACCAGGAUUAGUAGCAUUUAAACAUGCAAAUGAGUUAAAUCAUGGCACCACAUCCACUCCCUGAAACUUUUUACCAUAUAUUUGCAAAAUGCUUGUAACCAACUGGCCAAACCUGCUAAUCUCAUGGGCAUGUUUAAACUUGUAGAGUUUCCACAGUCAUAGACUUUCUUCUCUGCUACCGCACUUCAGGCGGGAACCGAAGCGCCAAGUCUAGGACCAAAAGGCUCCUGAACAGUUUCUACCCCCCAAGCCAUAAGACUGCUGAACAAUUAAUCAAAUGGCCACCGGACCAUUACAUUGUACAAGUACAGAUACAAAAAAACUGACUUAACCUUAAGUAGUACUUUCAAGUGUUUUUACAUCAAGGAAACUGUAUGGAGUAAAAAGUACAUUUUCUUUAGGAAUGUAGUGGAGUCCCAAGGCCAGGAGUUGAGAAGCAUUUCCCUCUAGCAAUGUAAAAAUGUCUUUGAAUGUACA
Oncorhynchus masou masou (cherry salmon) is the source of this 1728-nucleotide messenger RNA. RefSeq lists its product as uncharacterized. Lineage: Eukaryota; Metazoa; Chordata; Actinopteri; Salmoniformes; Salmonidae. The transcript has 7 exons. Bases 129 to 773 code for a protein of 214 amino acids. The record is from RefSeq and is a predicted model, not a curated record.